Striga hermonthica is the source of this 2772-nucleotide messenger RNA. The record is from the annotation of a GenBank genome assembly. NCBI's taxonomy places the organism in Eukaryota, Viridiplantae, Streptophyta, Magnoliopsida, Lamiales, Orobanchaceae.
AUGGACCGUACUUCGAGAUUUCAGAACCCUCUGCCACUGACCAGCGGUGGCCUAGCCAAGCCUCCCCCUAUUCCGGGAGAUGGUGUCGGGAUGAAGCCGCUGCCGCCCCUAAUCCUCGAUCGAUUCCGAGCCAUGGUGAAGGAGAGAGAGGAAAAACUUAGGGUUUAUAAUGGUGGGGUCGUUUUGCCCUUGAGCACGGAUGAAAUUGUGCGAAUUUAUGAGAUUGUUUUGUCUGAGCUCACAGUUAAUUCGAAGCCUAUCAUCACUGAUCUCACCAUAAUAGCUGGAGAGCAGAGGGCGCAUGGCGAAGGUAUCGCCGAUGCUAUUUGUGCUCGGAUUAUUGAGGUUCCAGUUGAUCAAAAACUGCCUUCUCUGUAUCUUUUGGACAGUAUUGUGAAGAACAUAGGCAAGGAAUACAGUAAAUACUUUGCUUCCCGGCUACCUGAGGUUUUCGCUGAGGCCUAUGUACAAGUCCAUCCCAGUAUGCACCAGGCAAUGCGCCACUUAUUUGGUACAUGGUCUACAGUGUUCCCAUUGUCAGUACUUCAAAAGAUUGAAGCACAGUUGCAGUUGUCCCCUUCUGUAAAUGGUCUACCUUCCGUCUCGAGUUCUUUAAAGGCUUCUGGAUCUCCUCGACCGCCUCAUGGGAUACAUAUAAACCCAAAAUAUUUUGAAUCCCAAACUCAGUAUGGACGUUCAACCGCAGAUACUUUUGGAACUGAAGGAGUGAGCUCAACUGGUCGUGCAGACCUUACGACUUCCAGUCUUCAUGCUGUAAAAAAGUCCAUGCCACCUAACACCAGACUCGUGAAAUCCUCUUCUCCUUUCAGAAUUGCGCGUGCCGGGUCGUUAUCGCCUUCAGUUGAAGACUUCAAUGCGGAUAAUUCCCCAAAAAGAAAUUCCGUUCGGGCCUCACCGUCCCACCCCGGGACCGAAUAUGGGCCAUACAAUGGGAUUCCACGAGAUGAGGAGACAAGCCAGUUGCGAAAGGGAGACUGGCAGCCGGUCAACCCCAGCCAAAAGCUCAGAACAUCCACCGCAUAUAACUACAGCAGUGGUCUUGACCUGCGUGGGCCUCGUGCUUUGAUCAGUGCAUAUGGUAUGGACGAGAGAGAGAGAAAGCCGAACCGUAACCAUGAUAAGCCCGAGCAGCUGGACAUGAAUGGUGCAGAGUACAGUGAUUCCUUAAGGCCGUGGCAAAAUACUGAAGAGGAAGAGUUUAACUGGGAAGAUGUUGCCCCAGCUUUAGCCGAUCGAAGGCAAUCUAAUAAUGCUUAUUCAUCUCUAGAGUCUUCUGGGAAUUUGUCAACAAGACAUGGGUUUAUGGCAAACCAUGCUGCUCGUUUGGACGGCCAUGACAAGGUUGCUGGAGUUCUGCAACAUGUUGCCAUCCCUAAUGAUAUGGCAAGUCAGAGUACCCCUAAUUUUACUCGGGAAUCCUUGAUUUUUCUGGGUCAGGGCCAUUAUAAUGCAAACGAAGUGCGUCCGCUACCAGAAACCAGAAGCUUUUUGACAGCUGGUCUGCAGAAGCCUUUCCCAAAUAUGGAUUUGACGUUUAACCCCACCUACAGCUCAUCUACUCCCGAAGUUCGAGUCACCGAGUCAUCAGCUCUAACAAAACCUUGGAAUCCCUCAACUUCCCAAAAUUCACACAUUAUGCCCUCACACCCCUCUAUUCCCCUGCAUAUGCAAAUCCGAGGUCAAUUUGGCGCACACAAUGCUUUUGCUGAUCAAAGUCGCUCUGAUCAGCUUUUGGGUAACACUGCAAGCACAUCUCAAUUUCCUAAUUUCCGGCCAAUGCCAAUUCCCGUAAAUCUGCAGAACGCUGCACGACCACCUCUAUUACAGCCAAACCCGUCACAGAAUUUAUCAUUGCCUUUAGUACCUAUGCCAUCAAGCACAAUGGCACGGCCUUUUACUCAUAUAUACUUGGCACAGCCACAAGGCCCUUCUAUUGGCAAUACUUCAUCCAAUUUAGUUCAAGGCAUGCAGUCAUCCUUCCCAAUUCCUACUAUGCCUUUUCAUGCACCUAGGGGUCCUUUUCACAACACAAAUCAGUUUUUACCUGUCGGUCAAAAUGUUGGUCAAGUUGCGUCUACACCUACAGGUGGAGGAACUGCGUUUUCAGGUCUAAUUAGCUCGUUAGUGGCCCAAGGUCUGAUAUCGUUGCCGAAGCAGGAAUCCGUUGGGGUGGAUUUCGAUCAGGACGCCCUCAAGGUCCGUCACGAGCCCACGAUAACCUCCCUGUACGGGGAUCUCCCCAGGCAGUGCACCACCUGUGGCCUCCGUUUCCGGACCCAAGACGAGCAUCGCAAGCACAUGGACUGGCACGUUAGCAAGAACCGCACACUAAAGAACCGGAAGGCAAUGCCCUCUCCCAAGUGGUUCGUAAGCGUUUCAUUGUGGCUGAGUGGGGCCGAGGCCCUGGGACCCGAAGCGGGCCCUGGGUUUCAGCCAGCUGAGAAGGUCGUGGAGAAGGUGGAUCAAGAGGAGGUAGCUGUGCCGGCUGAGGAGGAUCAGAACACAUGUGCACUGUGUGGGGAGCCAUUUGAUGAUUUUUACAGCGACGAGACGGAGGAGUGGAUGUACAGAGGGGCCAUCUAUAUGUAUGGGCCUUCCAGUGGGCCUACGGUGGGGAUGGACCGGUCGCAGUUGGGCCCUAUAGUGCACGCGAAGUGCAGGUCCGACUCGCAUGAGCAUUUUUCUGAGGAUGUUAAGGAUGAGGGGGAAUCAACUCAAGAGGGUGGUCAAAGGAAACGUUUGCGUAUUUAG